Molecule: messenger RNA, 2067 nt
Organism: Dioscorea cayenensis subsp. rotundata (Guinea yam)
Lineage: Eukaryota; Viridiplantae; Streptophyta; Magnoliopsida; Dioscoreales; Dioscoreaceae
Product: amino acid transporter AVT1A-like
Cellular component (GO): plasma membrane
Source: RefSeq, a predicted model, not a curated record
CCUUCUCUCUCGCUCUCUCGCUCUCCUUCUCGCUCUCGCUCUCCUCUCGCUUGUGCGCUUGCCAUUUGAGGGCCUCUCCGAAGCUUAGAAGCGCGGAAUCCUCGACGCGAAGUCUCUCUGAGCUACAUUAGGGUUUGCGUUUGAUGGCUGAACGCGAUGAGGAGCUCUUCUUGGAGGAGGACAGCGAGGAUGAUGAGCAUAAACGAGGAAACUCUGAAGGUGUGGAUGAUGGUGAUGAGGACGAGGACGAGGAUGGGGGAGCGGUUAAUGAGGAUAGACAUGGGUUUACUCUUCCUGAUAGGAUCUCUGGUUCCUUUUACUCUCGCCAGUGGCCACAGAGUUAUAGGGAAACAGUUGAUUCAUAUACUAUCACAGCAUCUCCUGGUUUUGGUAGUCUUGGGAGGACGCCGAGCAUUUGGUAUUCAAGUCUGGAUGUGAGUAACCAAAUUGAGGAAGAUUUAGGAAUCCAAUCUCCUCUCCUGUCUGGGAGUGUAUUGGCUAAGCAAGAGUCUGAUAGAAACUUGAUAAGGUCUCUUGUUUCAGCAGAAGAUGGGGUUAUCUCUUCUGGUUUGGAAUUCUCUGGAGAAGGAUAUACUCAUCAUGGAUGUAGCUUUAUUCAAACUGUUUUCAAUGGGGUUAAUGUAUUGGCAGGUGUAGGUGUUCUUUCAACUCCCUUCACAAUCAAAGAGGCUGGUUGGACCAGUUUGGCGCUCUUACUCCUUUUUGCAGUUAUUUGUUGCUAUACAGGCAUUCUCAUGAAGCAUUGCUUUGAGAGUAAAGAAGGCAUCUUUAGCUACCCGGAUAUUGGAGAAGCCGCCUUUGGGAGAUAUGGGCGCAUUUUCAUCUCUGUUGUUUUAUAUACAGAAUUAUACUCAUUUUGCGUGGAAUUUAUUAUAUUAGAAGGUGAUAAUCUCACGAGGUUAUUUCCUGGGGUAUCUCUUGAUUUUGCUGGAAUGCAUGUUGAUUCUGUGCAUAUCUUUGGGUUAAUCACUGCAUUGAUUGUUUUACCAACCGUAUGGCUGCGGGAUCUCAGAAUAAUUUCCUAUCUUUCAGCUGGUGGAGUGAUAGCCACUCUUUUGGUUUUCUUGUCUGUCAUUUUUGUCGGUACUACAGAUGGGAUAGGGUUCCAUCAAACUGGUGAGUUGGUUAAGUGGCAUGGUCUCCCGCUUGCUAUUGGUGUAUAUGGCUUUUGCUACUCUGGUCACACAGUCUUUCCAAAUAUUUACCAAUCAAUGUCGGAUCGUAGUAAAUUUAACAAGGCAUUGAUAAUCUGUUUUAUUAUUUGUACAUCAAUAUAUGGCUGCGUUGCGGCAUUUGGGUAUCUCAUGUUUGGGGAAGGUACUUUAUCUCAGAUCACAUUAAAUUUUCCAAAGAAUUCAGUGGCCGCCAAAGUUGGUAUAUGGACAACGGUGAUAAAUCCAUUUACGAAAUAUGCUUUAUUGCUUAAUCCAUUAGCGAGGAGUUUAGAAGAGCUUCUUCCAAUCGCGUAUGCCAAUAAAAUCUGGUGCUUCAUUCUCCUGAGAACUGUGCUUGUAAUUUCAACUCUCUGUGUAGCUUUUCUUCUGCCCUUCUUUGGUCUGGUGAUGGCUCUCAUUGGUUCUCUCCUCAGCAUACUAGUGGCAGUUAUAAUGCCUGCACUGUGCUUCCUGAAGAUAGCAAAGAACCAAGCGACACCUUUGCAGGUCACCUUAAGUGUUUCAAUUGCUGUGGUCGGUAUCAUCAGUGCAAUCGUGGGAACAUACUCAUCUUUAUCACAGAUCAUAAACAGCUAUUGAAGCAUAAGUUGUUCGGUAAAUAGUCUUUUAGUGUUUUAGAUUGAUAUUAUUUGCAAAGAUGAGUCUCGGAUUAUUUAUCGGAAGUUAGGAGUUUCUGAAGGUAAAUCAUAUUCAAUUGCAUUGUUUUCUAAGAUCAUUCCCAAAGACAAUCAUCAUGUUCAUUUUUUUAUUCAUGUUUGGAAUAGGAACUCUGCAAGUAAACAGCAGAAAUAGAUAUGUUACAAACCUUGAGUUGCUGUUGUAUUUGAUCUCAAAAAGGUUCAUCCAAUGAUAGCUGAAAAUUCUUGCAUCA